CCCAGCCCAGUGCUUGUGCUUCUCCUCCCUCCCACCCAUCCACCCAUCAUCAUCUCGACCUCUUCCCCCAACUCCUCGCCGCCGCCACUUGCCGGUAGGGUUUGCGAGCCCAUCCCGCUCCAAUCGCCCGCCGCCGCCGCGAGAUCGGCGGCUCCCAUCCCAGAUUCGUUCCCGCCCACGCCAGCGCGCCGCAUCCGAUACCCGUCCCGUUGGCCCGCGACUCGCGAACGAGGAUGCCUCAGUAGGGCGCGCGCGUGUCGAGCUAGGGUUGUCGCGUCCGAGGCCAUGGACACCGCCGCGGGCCCGGGGCCCCGGGACGGCCCCGAUCGGACGCCGCAGGGGCCCGGCGCCUCCCCCGAGGAGGCCGCCGCUGAUGGCGUGAAGACGGACAUCGCAGGUGGGGCGGAAGCGCUUGCAGCGGCAGGCGCGGCCGGUGAGGCCGAUCCGGGUGGAGGCGCCGCUGCGGCGGGGCGUGGGGGUGACGCGGAGGCCUCGGCGAGCGAGCCCACGGCGGAGGAGGUUAACGAAGGCUGCGGCGGCGCCGCUGCUGCUGCGGGCGGAGAUCGCCCCGCCGCGCCCGAGGCGGAUGCGGACGGCGGCGCGGGCAAAGGGCGGUCUGCUGUGCACGCGGUGAGUGAGGUGGAGCAGGGCCAAGGCAUUGCGGGGGCAGCGCAGGAUGUGGAUCCCGCGGUGUUUGAGGUGAAGAAGAUGGACGUGAGCGAGGGUGGCGACGCAAGCAAGCAGAAUCAGCACUCUCCGUCUUGUACGGCCAGCGAGGUGGAUGUGGGGAUCGUUCCUGUGGCAGUGCGAGAUUUGGAUCCUGUGGGGUCUGAAGUGAUGAUGGAGGUGGACGACGGCCAUGUCAGGGAACAAGAGCGCGCGGGAGUGGCUGUGGCGGGCAGCGAGUUUAAGAUGGAGGAAGCUGAUGGAAGAGUGGUGCAUCAAGGGUCUGCUGCCACAUCUGCUGGGGGCCUUCAGGCGCGAGCCGAGGAAGUGGGAGAGUGCUUGGUCGGCCGUUACAUUGGCCGCAACGCGCCAAUGCAAGCGGGGAUCCUUAUUGGGAAGGUUGCAUCCUAUGAUAGCACAGCUGGCAUCUACAGCGUGGUGUUUGAGGAUGGACAUAAUGAGGAUUUGGAGCUUCCUGAGCUCCACGAGUUCCUCAUGCCCGACAAGAAUGGCACGUUAGGCAUGAGUGUGAACUGCAGGAAGAGGAAGCUGGGCCUGCUGGUUUUGUCGGGGAGUGUCUCGGAGGUGAAAGAGCCAGCAAGUACUAGACAGAGGGUUGACGGAUGCGAGAUGCCUGCCAACACUGAUGCACUGCGGUAUAGUGGGUCUGGCUCGGAUAUGUCCGAGGAUAUCGAAUCUUCGAGUAAUUCAUCCGAUUUCACUAAAGAAGAACCAUCUGAGCCGUGUCCUCCUGUACAGGCUGUGGAGUUGCCCCCGUCAUCGGGAGACAUUCAUGUGCCAGAAGAUUCCAUAAGCUAUCUCUUUUCUGUUUAUAACUUCCUGAGAUCCUUCAGUGUGCAGCUGUUCCUGAGUCCGUUUGGUCUGGAUGAUUUUGUUGCAGCCAUUAAUUGCACUGUUCAGAAUAACUUGUUGGAUGCCGUACAUGUCUCGCUAUUGCGUGCACUGAGGCGGUAUCUUGAAUCUAAAUCUGCUCAAGGAUCUCAGAUGGCUUCAAAUUGCUUGAAGUAUUUGGAUUGGACAUUACUAGAUGCAUUGACUUGGCCAACUUUCUUACUAGAGUACCUGUAUGUGAUGGGGUGCAUUAAGAACCUAGGGGGGCAGAGUUUUGCUAGAAGCCUUCUAGCCGCUGAAUACUAUAAACUUUCUGUUGCCACGAAGUUGAGGGUGCUGCAAAUACUCUGUGAUCAUGUCCUUGAAUCACAAGAAUACAAAACUAUACUGGAAGAUCGAGUAGGCUACAAUGAGGAGAUGGAAUAUGAGAUAGAUUCUAGCACCUUUUUGGAGGCUGGUUCCAGAGCAGUCUUGACUAGAGCCUCAAAGGCCUCAGCUUACAAAAUGCUGAAUGAUUUACAGAACUUUGAAAGUGGUCCAAAUGUAACAAAUUCAGAUGUUGCUGUAGCAGAUGUUUCUCAGGACGGUAAUAGUGAUGAUUGCCGAAUAUGUGGAAUGGAUGGGACUUUGGUAUGCUGUGAUGGCUGCCCAUGGGCAUAUCAUUCGAGAUGUAUCGGUCAAAAUAAAGCUUUCCUUCCCCAGGGGGACUGGUUCUGUCCAGAAUGUGUUGUCAACAAGCUUGGACCAACUUCAUCAAGAAUUGAACGUGGUGCAAGAGGAGCUCAAAUGUUUGGCAUUGAUAUGCACGGGAGGCUAUUCUUAGGAACCUGCAACUAUUUACUGGUGAUCGAAAUAUCUUCAGAUGUAGAGUCUUAUGCAAGAUAUUACAAUCAUUAUGAUGUUGUCAAGGUACUCCAGAGACUUGCACUCUCAGAUGCAUAUGUGGAUAUAUGCAGGCAAAUAAUGGAAUACUGGAAACAUUUACUCGGUAGAGUUCAGAGUGAGAGAUCAACAAUAUUGAAAGAAGUUGGUACAAGACAUACUCCACAAUCCAGCAUGUUGAGUUUUACUCCAACAAUGUCAGGAGAUGGAAGUGGCUGGACAACUUUAAAAGAUGGUGGGGACAGUAAAACAGUAGCACUUCCUCAAACAAAUGUGCAACAGAAAAUUUUCGCUAAUCAGUAUACAGUGUGCUCUGCUGAACAAACGGAGAAGAAUGUUGAUGUUUGCAAGCAAGCUCUGUCAGCUCAGAACAACAUACAUAAUGCACCUAGAAAUGGAGCUUCUGGACCAUUUGUGGCAUCCCCCGUUUCUCAUCAGAAUGGAUCCAUUGGAACGGGUAUGUCUAACAUAGCACAAGCACAGCCAGCUCAUAGUAUAUAUCGUCCAGACUUAUCCACUGUUUCUGCAAAGUCAGAAUCAUUUCGUUCAUCUUUGCAAGGUAAACUUCACCUUCAGAUGUGUACUGAAAGACCUGGAAACAUGAGUUGUGGCAAGGCAGCAAAGUUGUCUUCUUUUAAACCACAAGCUUACAUGAACCUCUACAAUCAUGGCAACAUUGCAGCAUCUGCUGCCGCCAAUCUAGCUAUUAUUGCAUCCAGUGAAGGUAAGGUUUCCACAUCCCAACUGUCCGCAAAACCAAAGAAGAAGGUGGCUGCAGACAAUGCUCUACAGUUGAAAGCAUUUUCCUCAGCAGUCGCACAAUUUGUUUGGCCGAGUACUGAAAAGAAGCUUAUGGAAGUUCCAAGAGAUAGAUGUGGUUGGUGCCUUGCUUGCAGAAGUUCAGCAAGUGGAAACAAAAAGGCUUGUUUUCUUAACAUGACCACAUCAAACGCUGCUAAAAGUUCUGCUCGAGUUCUUAGCACAAUGCGCGUAAUAAAGAUUUCUGACAGCCAUUUCCCCAGUAUUGCUGCUUAUUUAGCCAACAUGGAGGAAAGUUUGCGUGGCCUGUUGGUUGGUUCACUACAAGACAUGCAGCAGAGAGAACGGUGGCGUGAACAACUUGAAGAAGCUUCCAACUGCAGAACUGUAAUACCCCUCUUGCUUGAGUUGGAAAGCAACAUCCGUGGAGUAGCAUUUUCUGCAAGCUGGUUCAAGCCGAUAGACGAUUGGCCUGCGGAAUCUCCUUGUCCAUCAACAGGGGCAUCUCGUCCUGCACAACACCAAAAACGUGGGGCUGGCGGAAGGCGUGGCAGAAGACGUUUGUUGGUGUCUGAACCCGGUACUGUUACUGAUGAUGACAACAGCUGGACUUGGUGGACCGGAGGAAAUAUAAUAAAACGUACUUUGCAGAGGGGGGCUCUUCUACAUUCAACCAUAAGAAAAGCUGCUCGCCAAGGUGGUAAGAAAAGGUUAGCAGGUUUAUCUUAUCAUGAAGGUUCUAAUUUUCCAAGACGAUCUCGGCAACUUUUCUGGAGAGCAUGUGUUGGACUAAGCCAGACUUCGUCUCAACUUGCUCUGCAGGUUAGAUAUCUUGAUGCUCACAUCAGAUGGAAGGAGUUUAUCUCUCCAGAUCAAAUUCCUUCAGAUGGAAAAAGUUCUGACGCUGACUUUUCUGCACUCAGAAAUGCUGUACUCUGUGAUAAAAAAAUAAUCGACAAUAAGAUAAGAUACGCACUGAAGUUUCCCAACCAAAAGCAUCUUCCUGUCCGUCUGACAAAAAAUAUCUUGGAAGCAGAAAGUGAUCAGGAUGAAAUUAGAAAAAUGUGGUUUUCUGAAAACCACGUGCCAUUGUACAUGUUACGAGAAUUUGAGCAGCAUGCUGAGGCUAGCUCCUUGCCUACUCCAGGAAUUCCGGAAUGUUUUACCAAUUUAUACCCAAGGCGAGUGAAAGCACCUGACAGAGAUGUUUUUUCAUAUCUCUUUCACAAGGGAGAAGUCUAUCCCUGCGCGUCAUGCAAGAAGGGUGUUCUCUACAGGGAUAUUGUUAAAUGCAGCUCUUGUCAAGGUAAUUGUCAUAAAGAGUGUACAUCAAGAUCUGUUGUUAGCAAAGGAGGCAGUACUACUUCCAGUUUGAUAUGCAAGUUAUGUCUCCAGAAGCGAAAUCUUAUGCUCACUAGUUACAAUACAAAUGCAAGUUAUAUCCAGCAUCUACAGAAGAAUAAUGGCCAACAGCCAGUGACCGCUCCCAGAAAUGUCUCUAAGGUUAGUUCUUCCCAUUCUGCUGAGCCUGCCCCCAAAGUGGAAGCCGAGCCAGUCACAAAGGUUAAGGCACAACGAGUUGGAAAUGUGGAAGCUACAACCCAGCCAGUUCUAAAUGUGAAAGCCCAGCCACCCGCCAAAGUGGUAACUCAGAACAUCACUAGUGUCCAAAAGACAAAAGCUAAAAAGUCAAAGUCCGAAAAACCAACGAAGGCUAAAAAAGUUCAAGCGAUCACAUAUUUCGGUCUCAUAUGGAAGAAAAAUAAGAACGACAAGGAUGAUGGAAGCGAGUUCAGGGCGAAUGAUGUAAUCCUUAAAAGCAAGGAUGGUAUAGGUUCGUCAAUAAAACCAAAAUGUUGUCUAUGUGACAAAGCAUAUUCUCCGGAAUUCCUGUAUGUACGCUGUGAGAGGUGCAAAAAUUGGUUUCAUGGUGAUUCCUUGCAACUUGAAGAAGAUAGGAUUGGUGAGUUGGUUGGAUACCGAUGCUGUAGGUGCCGGAGGAGGGCCAUCCCCCCGUGUCCUCAUUCAGAUAAUUAUGUAAAGCCUGAACCCGAAUUUAGUGAGCAAACAGUUGCAACAUCAUCGGUGUCAACUAUGCUAUCCAGUGGGAAGACUUCUGCUUCAGCAGAUCAGGACCCACUGCUUGCUUCGUAUGGAAUAGUUGAACCAAUCGGGGAAGAGACAGGGGAUGUUGAUUUAUCAGCGAACACGGCAAGCAUUGCCCCGGGAAGUAGCCAGAAGCUGUCUAUAAGAAGAGCACUAGCUAAAACUUCUGGAUACCUUGACCAAGCUGGUAAAUCUGUGAAUGAGUAUUAUGUCCAGAACCAGAAUACACCUCCAGGCAAUGGAAACAUCAAUUUCAGCCACACGAAUGAGAUUUCCUUUUCGGAGGCUGACAGCGUGGGCGCUUCAGGACUACUGGGGUGGGAUUUUUCGAGAGGAACCGCGUAUGCUGCCCCACCUGGUUUCACUUCUAAUCGCCAGCAGAACCGCACUAGCCGUGGCAGCUUUGUGCCGGACGAGUGUGAGCGUGAGCCCCAGACUUAUUUCUCGUUCACUGAGCUGCUUGAGGCUGACGACGCACAGCUUGAUGACAACGCGUUUGGGAUAGCUACUGGUCUGCAAGGUGAUGCUAACGGCUCCGGAAGCUUUGUCCAACGAGGAGUUGGUUUUGGUGGUACGUCUUUCAUGGCAGAAGAUGGAGCUUCGAAUAUGAACGUGCCAACAAAUGGUCCCACGCCUGAAGAGGUAGCGUGCCACAACGGCACGAACACUCAGCCGCCACCUGAUCCCAGAUGUUCUGUCCGUGACCUCCGCACACACCGGUAGUGCUCUCCCUGGGAACCGAGGCGUGUAGAGCCUGUCGAGAGCGGCAACUGGAGUUGUGGUGGUUGCCGCGAAUGGUGAUGAUGAGCCUCUAAACUUCACUGCCAGUUGCAAUGGCAGGUAAAUCCAACGGCAUCCCAUAUACUUACCGGAUUUCUCGUUACCGGUCGCUGGGUUGCUGCUGUCAUGAUGUGCUACUGAUUUCUCGGAUCAUUUCAUUAUUUGAUCUAAUCUUAACCAUCAUACAGUUAGAGUAGCGAUUACCGCUUGGGGUUUACACUGUACAUACUGAAAGGAUGGGUCGACGACGACGUACCAUUUCCAUUCUUUAGGCUAUUUAUUUUUUUGGGGUGGGAGUUUUAGAGCUAGGAUGCUGCUAGCACAUAGCAACAUGGUAUAUGGGUCGUCUGGAAAAAAAAAACCAUAUUAUUAUGUAACUGUAUUAACCUUGGUUGUCUCUUCUCGCCUUCUGAGAUACAAGUGUCUCUUGGUCAGAGUGGGUGGCCGUUUCUAUGCCUAUGCAGCUAUGCUCCAGUAUUGUCGCAUUUGCCUAGGUAAAAUAACUAAUUACAUGGCAUGCGAUUUAUGUUCCAUUCUUCCUUUA
Zea mays is the source of this 6589-nucleotide messenger RNA. RefSeq names its product DDT domain-containing protein PTM. The coding region runs from base 286 to 5988 and encodes 1900 amino acids. The transcript is spliced from 9 exons. The record is from RefSeq and is a predicted model, not a curated record. Lineage: Eukaryota; Viridiplantae; Streptophyta; Magnoliopsida; Poales; Poaceae.